Messenger RNA from Helobdella robusta, 1452 nucleotides. RefSeq lists its product as hypothetical. Gene Ontology annotation, molecular function: JUN kinase kinase kinase activity; ATP binding; protein binding. The annotation marks the transcript as partial. The transcript has 9 exons. Lineage: Eukaryota; Metazoa; Annelida; Clitellata; Rhynchobdellida; Glossiphoniidae. The record is from RefSeq and is a predicted model, not a curated record. Gene Ontology annotation, biological process: protein phosphorylation.
UGGGUUGUUAUAUCAGACUACGAAGCAACCAGGAAAGAUGAACUAACAUUACGAAGGGGAGCCAGAGUUCGAAUCCUGUCUAAAGACGCUCGAAUAUCAGGAGACGAGGGCUGGUGGGCUGGAGAAGUGAACGACCAGGUAGGCAUCUUCCCGUGUUUGUGUGUUUCUGAACUGUUGCCCAUUGAAAUUGAAUACAAUGAGUUGCUGCCCCUGGGCUCAAUGAUCGGCCACGGUGCGUUUGGCAAUGUGCAUCGAGGUCAUUGGAGAGGUGAAGAAGUUGCAAUCAAGUUGUUUGUCGUGUCUUCAAUAUCUCCAGCCAACCAUGUUAAUUCCAUGAUCGAAAGCAUACGAAAAGAAGCUCAGCUGUUCUGGUUACUGCACCAUCCAAACAUAAUUAGAUUGUUGGGAGUUUGCUUGAGUCCACCUAAUUUGUGCCUGGUCAUGGAGUAUGCCAGAGGGGGUCCUGUCAGUCAAAUCAUACAAAGAUUCAGCUUAACUCCAGAAAUAAUAGUCAACUGGGCACUACAAAUAGCACGAGGAAUGAACUACCUACACGAAGGGGCUCGACUGCACAUCGUCCAUCGAGACCUCAAAUCCAACAACAUUUUAAUUCUGGAAGCCAUUGAAGGCAAUAACCUGGAAAACAAAACGCUAAAAAUUAUUGAUUUUGGAUUGGCGAGGGAAGCAUCACACACCACUCACAUGAGCACAGCUGGUACUUAUGCGUGGAUGGCUCCAGAAGUGUUCAAGUCACAAAAAUUUUCUAAAUUCAGCGAUGUUUGGAGUUAUGGAGUUGUACUUUGGGAAUUACUUACUGGGAAGACGCCGUACGAGGGCUUCAACUUUGCAGCCAUCCUCUAUGGAGUUGGGAACAACACUUUGAAGUUGCCUAUACCUGAUUCCUGUCCUCAAAGCUUCAAAGAUCUUCUUCAAAGGUGCUGGCAGCCCGCAGCUCACAACCGACCGACAUUUCGUAACAUCAUAUCCAUUCUCGAAUCAAUUGCUGAUUCAUCAUUUGUGGAAACUUCAAACGAAAAUUUCCAAAUGAUGCAAGAUGACUGGCAUCGAGAAAUUGAAGAAAGAUUUCAAGAGUUGAGACAAAAAGAAAAAGAGUUGCACUUGCUCGAAGAUGAACUGAACAAAGCAUUGGAGCAACGGAAACUUCAUGAGGAGGAGCUGCACAGAAGAGAGAGGGAACUUUUGGGCAGGGAGUUGGACUUGGUGGAGCGUGAAAUUCAAGUGCUCAUCAAGCAGCAGUGCAUGAACAAGCCUGAAAAACGCAAGGGCAAGUUCAGGAAAAGUCGCUUGCAAAAAUUGAAGGCUGGCGGGGGGAAAAAUAUUAGUGAACCGUCUGACUUCAGACACAACUUUACAGUUCAACAAGAAAAACCAAGUCCAAUCAGUCCACCGGUUUCCCCUGACUUCCUGCCGAGACUCACCAUUGCUUGUUAG